AGGGCUGGGGAGGGCGCUCCAGGGAAGCUGACCUGGCGUCGAUUCCUACAGUUGCGGCCCGGGUCCCCACGCCUGGGAGAGGAGGCGACGCGGGGCCGGCGGCUUUGUGGCGCGCAGGUUCCAGCGCGGGGGAGGGGACAGAGGGUGAGCUGAGGGCCUCGAGUCCCAGCACUCCGCCCCGCUGCGGGCGCCGCGCAUGGCCAGCCCCUUGCCGUCGGGCUUCCCCGGGCGCACGAACAGCCGCCUGGAUGUGUUCCUGCGGCGGCAUCUGCCGCCGGAGGUCUACGACGCGGUCCGCGCCUAUGAGCCAUGCAUCGUGGUGUCCAACUCGGAGAACCACACCCUCAAAUACGUGGUGCUAAGCGACCGGCUCAUCUACCUAACCGAGAACCCGCCCAAGUCCAUCCGGCGGGUAGUGGCUCUGCGGGACGUCGUGGCCAUUGACCUGAUUGAUGAUUACCCAGAAUUUUUGAGCUCACCAGAUAGAGAAAUCAGCCAACACAUUCGUAUCAUCUAUUCUUCAACUGUUUUGAAAAAAGAGUGUAAAAAGUCAAACGGUGUCAGGAAAUUCCUAUUUCCAUUUCAUCAUACUAAAGCUAACAACGAGAAAGUCAAGGAAGAAAAGAAUGGCCUUGCCUUUUGGAGAAUCAAAGAGCCCAGAAGUCUGAAUGAAUCUCCUCUCAGGGACCAGCAGGAGAGCAGUACACCAUCCAAGGACUCAACUCUCUGUCCUCAUCCAGGCGUCAAAAAGCUGUCCCUUCAUGGCCAAGGUGCCUUUCGACCCUUACCUUCCCCCUCCAGGAGGAGCUCUCAGUCUGCACCAGCAACUGGCAAGGCUGUCAGCGAGCCAUCUUGCACAACAAACACAAAAGAACCCCAGGGACUUCCAGAUCACAACAGCUCCAUAAGUGAAAUUCCUUUCAAGUGCAGUGGGAACGGAAAUGAGUUUUACUUAGGAAAUUCCCUCCCAGAUUCCCCUUCGCAGAGCAACUCAAAUUUAGAGAAAAAGGAGUCAGAACUUCAUUUGUAUGUUAUUUCCACAACCUCAUCAAUAUUCCUGCACUUGAAAAGUUCAUGGAACAAUUAUAAUAUAAAAGCUACCCUUUUACAAGAUCCCUUCUAUGCUAGUGAGUUCAGUCCCGCUAUUGGAAGUCAAAAGCCAUAUAGAUCUGAGGAGAAAAUUAAGCACUUCAGUCAACUUAAAUCUGAACUUUUUCUUAAAGACAAUUCUUUGAGGAGGAUACUUCCUUUAAUUAUGGAACUUAAAGCAGCAGCCCAGAAAAACUUCAUUCUGAAAAGGCUUUUCUGGAAGACCAGUGACCUUUUCUAUUUCCUAGUAAACAAACUUCAUGAGUACUUGCCAGAGUCUAGGGAUAAGAAUGCACUUCAAAAUCAAAGCCAAAGGGUUGAUGAGCUGGUGGCAUGCAUUGAAAUUAUACAGACCCUAGUAUUGAUGUUCAGAGAAACAGAAACUGAGUCAUCACGCCUGAACACAUUGGCAGCUAAGAAGGGAACACUAUUUAAUCUCUUGGUAGUUUUAAUUAGUGAGCCUCAGAUUCCAAAAUCUUGUCCUGUGUUUGAUAUCCAGUUGGUGGCUGAUUCAGCUUUAGUCAGAAUGUCUUUUGAUGCUGAGUUACAGAAGCUUAUUCUGGAGUAUACAAAUACUGCUACAGCACUUUUAUAUGAGAUACUUCUUGUCUUUCAGCAGGGAAAUCUCGGAUUGGGAUCCACAAAGUUUGCUAUUAGCUGGAUGAUGUCCUUUCUACAAAGCUGUCCUCCCAUUAUUACUUUUGUGGCCAGUAUUGUGAAACAAGUGGUGAGGGGGCUUUCAGCUUCAUUUCAGCUGCUAAGUCCCUGCCAAGCAGUUCUGUUGUACCAGCAAUUUUACAUCCUCAAGAGCUGUCUGCGGCACAGUAGGACUCUAGCUGAGUAUAUUAAGAAUAACUACAGAGAAGAAUUCAGGUACUUUAUUCACAUGCCAGCCUUGCAGAAAAGGCUCCCAUUGUGUUACUCCAUUACUCAACCUAUAACUCAACUUUUUCAUGAAGUUCUGAAAUUGGUUGAAUAGAAACAAUGUAUACAAUGUUAAUAAGAGUAUAAAAUGUUAAUCAAGAGUCAACUUGAUAUUCAUGAGAAACAUUUUUUGAUCUGUUUAAUAUCUGGCUAUCUCUGAGUCCUAUAAACAAAGAUUUUAAUUGAAUGUUCCAUCAAUACCUCUCUAUGAGAAGUUUAAAAUUUUUAAAAAUAAAUUUGCUUUAUU
Messenger RNA from Piliocolobus tephrosceles (Ugandan red Colobus), 2260 nucleotides. It is a transcript of the gene C10H12orf56, whose product is annotated as chromosome 10 C12orf56 homolog. The transcript is spliced from 13 exons. Bases 197 to 2068 code for a protein of 623 amino acids. The record is from RefSeq and is a predicted model, not a curated record. NCBI's taxonomy places the organism in Eukaryota, Metazoa, Chordata, Mammalia, Primates, Cercopithecidae.